Lathyrus oleraceus (garden pea) is the source of this 588-nucleotide messenger RNA. RefSeq lists its product as uncharacterized. Lineage: Eukaryota; Viridiplantae; Streptophyta; Magnoliopsida; Fabales; Fabaceae. The transcript has 2 exons. The coding region runs from base 1 to 588 and encodes 195 amino acids. The record is from RefSeq and is a predicted model, not a curated record.
AUGAAAUGGGGAACAUACAAGACCUUGUUUAUUAAAGAAGAACAUGGUAAACUCAUGAUAGCCCAAAUAUAUGUUGAUGACAUUAUGUCUGGAGGGAUGCCGAACCAGAUGGUUCAACAUUUUUUCAAGCAGAUGCAAUCUGAAUUUGAGAUGAGUCAUGUUGGUGAAUUAACCUAUUUUCUUGGUCUUCAAGUUAAACAAAUGGAUGAUACUAUCUUCAUUUCUCAAAGAAAGUAUGUUGAUAAUAUAGUGAAGAAGUUUGGCAUAGAAAGUGUUAGUCACAAAAGGACACCUGAAGCAACUCACUUGAAAUUAACUAAGGAUGAAAAAGGUGUUGAUAUGGAUCAAAGUUUGUACAAGAGUAUGAUUGAUACUCUUUUGUAUCUUACAGCUAGCAGGCCAGACAUCACCUUUGUUGUAGGAGUAUGUGCUAGAUAUCAUGUUGAGCCUAAAAUUAGUCACAUUAAUAAAGUAAAGAGGAUCUUGAAAUACAUCAAUGGUAAAGAAGUUACCAGUGAAGAAGAUGCCAAUGAAGAUGAUAAUGGUGCAAGUGUUGAUGAAGAGACAACCAACCGUGAUAAAAACUGA